Molecule: messenger RNA, 2847 nt
Organism: Sabethes cyaneus
Lineage: Eukaryota; Metazoa; Arthropoda; Insecta; Diptera; Culicidae
Exons: 10
Coding region: 45-2717 (890 amino acids)
Biological process (GO): proteolysis
Molecular function (GO): serine-type endopeptidase activity
Source: RefSeq, a predicted model, not a curated record
AGAUCGUUUCAUGUGUUAAACCUGUGGAAGGUCUUGUGGACAAAAUGAAAACGGUUCCGUUGAUUGUGAAAUUUUUCCUUUUUUGCUGCAUAAGUUGUGCCUUUACGCAGGACGCUGAAGAAAUGCUGGAUAUUGAUGAGGAAAUAAUACCGAACCAGAUGUUUCCGAAUGAACGUACAACUUUGGAUGACUGCCAUCUUCGUUUCUAUAAACUAUUAAAGGAGGGAGAGGUUAAACCAGCAUUUGGGAUGCCCGUUCCGUUGAAAGAGUUUGCACACAUGGGAGCGAUCGGAUGGACACAGAGCCAUGGAUCAAUUUUGUGGCAGUGUGGUGGAACGCUGAUUUGGGAUAACUUCGUCCUCACGGCAGCACAUUGUGCUGUCGACGCGAGCAAUCAAGCACCGGAUGUAGCUCGGUUUGGCGACAUCGAUCUAUUCAGCGCCGAUGACGAUAUGUACGCUCAGCAGUUGAAAAUUGUGGAAAUCAUUAGACAUCCGGAGCACAGAUUUGCCGGAUACUAUCAUGACAUUGCACUGAUGAGACUUGAGAAAAAUGUUAGAUUGCAUGAUACCGUAGCUCCUGCUUGUUUAUGGUUGGAUGACGAAAUUAGAUUCCGACAGCUCGAAGCAACUGGCUGGGGAAAAACUGGAUUCGCGGAAGAACAGACGCCAAUUUUGCUGAAAGUUAUUCUGAAACCGAUGCCCAAUGAACGAUGCGACGAUGUCUACAAUCAAGAAACUACUCGCAAGCUACGCAAUGGACUGCAGGAACAGCACCUUUGUGCGGUCGACGACAGGAUGGAUACCUGUGAGGGUGAUUCUGGUGGGCCGUUACAGACUAAGCUUCUGCACAACUCCAAGGUAACACCAUUUAUUGUGGCGAUUACUUCCUUCGGUUCGGCAUGUGGAACUUCUACGCCAGGAGUUUACACCCGGGUGGCUCCGUACCACGAUUGGAUCGUGUCGACUAUGCAAAAGAAAGGGGCUAAAGUAGAUGAAAACACCUAUAAUGCAACGAAUUGUGCUUUGCGCUACGCGCACUUACGGGAAUACGAUGAUGCUAUUAUCAUGGAAAAAACUAUUGAGUUUACAUCGUAUAACUCGGACUUGGCAAGGAUUAACAUUAUCGAGUACGAAAAUCAUUUAGUGGAGAUUUAUUGGGAAAAUGAUACUCGCGACGACUGCCAUGGUGUAAUUGUAGACGAGGACACCAUACUUACUAUCGCCGAUUGUACACAUUCUAAUGGUGUCCCCCCAGCAUAUGUUACGUAUCUGGGGGAGAAAUCAAUGCCGAUUGCCAAAAUUCACAUUCAUCCAGGAUAUAGCAGAAACCAACCGCAUAACAAUAUAGCAAUCCUUAAAAUGGAAGCGUUUUUGGAUUUGCCAAUACCAUUUCAACCGUCCUGCCUUUGGCAUGAUCACGAGAUUCCGUAUUCUACUCUGCGAGGUUUCGGUUACGGAAGAACCGAUAUCAAUUCAUUCGAUUAUUAUAAUACGCCAAUAGCACACGAUGCGACUCCUACGUUUCUUACAAUGUCUUCAACAAUUUUCAACGAAAGCAACUGUGUUCUUCCGGGAAAAUACUCAACCCUACAGCUGUCAAGAGAGCACCUUUGUGCAGGAAAUGACAUAUUUUUAGUGCCGGAAUCAUGCCGUCUUUUGCUAGGUACUCCUUUGGACGAAUACAAAUAUAUUAAUGAUCGAAAGUAUCAUGUGACGUUCGCUCUUAGCCAGUUCGGCAGGGAUUGUGGUUUUGGCGAGUAUUUGCUAGCGACCCGUUUGGCCAGUCAAAUGGAGUGGAUUAAGUCGGUGCUGUUGCCGACCUAUCAAGACACGAAUAGUGCCUUGACGUUUGUCGAUAGGGAUUUACAGGAAGGAAGUCGUUGUGAAACCGGUAGCGGCAUGGAAGGUCGCUGCGUACCGAUCCGUGCUUGCUCGGUACCGUGGCGCGAGCUAAGGUCAUCAGGGACGGCAUUUUGUUCAUCCAGCAGCGUUAUAUGUUGUCCGGUUACAACGUCCAAUAAUACCGGUAGUAAUCGUAUACAUCCAGAGUUACUUGCUUGUCCAGCACUGGUUCGGGAAAAACCACGCGGUCUGCCUUUUUCUUCAAUGGUUCAAAUUGGAUGGAUGGUUAAGGGUCGUGGUCAAUUUCGGUGUUUCGGAUCGAUAAUAACGAAGUUCACGGUGGUUACUUCGGCCAGCUGCUUGGGACGUGUCGUUCCUCAGGUGGUAGAACUAUUGGGUGAGGUUCAGAAGAAUAGCUUUCAAGUAGAUUCUAUGUUGAAGCAUCCCGAGUACAAUGAAACGCAGAAUACCAACGAUAUAGCUUUGGUUAAGCUGCGGAAAGCACUUACUUGGGGAGAACACGUUUUUCCAACGUGUCUUUGGACGAACCUUACCCACGUUCCAUUGGUUAUGAAUAUGAUUUUUCCAGAUUCUACGCAUCCGGUGGCAUUCGAGCAGGUGACUCCCAUGUACAAUACCGAUUGCCAACGCACUCAUCCUCUGACGGUACAACGGUCGCAGAUUUGUGUCCGUUCGUACGUACGGCCGAACACCUGUGUCACCGGGGCUGAUCAGCUACGGUGGGAUUCUCCGACCGGUGAAUCGUAUCUGGUCGGAAUGGCCGUCAAAGCUCCUGCUUGCGUUAACUGGCGGUACAUGGUGUUCACGAGGGUGUCGUCCUUCGUGGAUUGGAUUAGUGAUAAUGUACGAUGAAAUGUGAUACUGAAAGUUGUUGUUUUACUAUCGAUACAGAAAUGGAACAGAGAUAAACCUUUGGUUCGAAAAUGAAAUGAUGAUUUUUUUAAUAAUAGAAACGUUAGUCUAAUGCUGGACAUCUUGUGAA